CUGUGAUUUGCCUAAAAUCUCUAAAGUUAUACGUCAUAACUUGAAGAAAAACAAUAACAGGAUUAUUGAAACCUUCGAGUAUUAUUCGACACUCGAUUUGCUACAAUUAAUAUAUUUUUGAAGUAUAUUAUUUGAAAAGAUUUAAUCAAUUAAUUGUUAUGGACAACGCCGUCAUCAAAUCUUUAGAUCCGUUUUAUGAAGCUAUACAAAAUUUGCGAAAACAUAAUUAUGAAAAAUGCAUUGAAAAUUGUACCAAUAUAUUAUUGAAAAAUCCCUACGAUGAAGCUACUUGGGCUCUAAAAAUGCGUGCCUUAACUGAGCAAGUAUCUGUAGAUGAUAUAGAAAUGGAAGAAGAAGGAAUCGCCGAUUCCUAUUUUAAUUCUGACGCUAUUGCUGAAAAUGCUAGGGUCGGUACAUCGCUGAGAACAGCGCCCAACACUAGUAAUCAGAGACCAAGAACAAUGGGCGGUCGACCAUUGAGUGGUGUAGUUCGCCCUUCUACUUCAUCCGCUGCUGGAAAAGAUUUACAAAAGGCCUUAAAAACCCCACGCACUGUUGGUACUUCGAGACCUCUGACUUCUCAAUCGGCCAGAAAUGUACGUCUUGGAACGGCAUCCAUUGUGUCUCAAACGGACGGGCCUUUCAUCAAUAUAUCACGUUUGAAUUUUUCUAAAUAUGCGUCUGAUAAGCAGUUAUCGAAAUUCCUAUUCAACUAUAUAUAUUAUCAACAAAACGACAUUAGAAAUGCACUGGAUUUUGCUGUGGUAGCGACAAAGUGCUCGAACUUUGAGGAUCCUUGGUGGAAAGUACAAUUAGGUAAAUGUUAUGUUGUUCUCGGUUUAUUGAGGGACGGCGAAUUACAAUUUCGAUCUGCAUUACAACACGGGUCUAAUAUUGAACUGUUUUUGCGCCUAUCGCGAUUGUUUAUUCGACUUGAUCAACCUUUAAACUCUUUGGACAUUUGUCAGCGAGCGUUAACUUGGUUUCCGCAGGAAGUUACUCUACUUAUGGAAAUGGCUCGAAUAUUCGAAGGAUUAAAUAAUAUACCAAUGUCGGUGAAAUACUACAGAGAAACCCUAGAUUUAGAUGCUACAGAUAUGGAGUCUAUUGCUUGUAUAGGACUACAUCACUUUUAUUCAGAUCAACCCGAAGUGUCGCUGAGAUAUUAUAGGAGAUUGCUUCAAAUGGGGUUGUACAACGCCGAACUGUUUAACAACUUGGGCCUGUGUUCUUUUUACGCUCAACAAUUUGAUGUGGUCAUUGUAUGCUUUGAAAACGCUCUGAGACUUGCGUCCGACGACGAGGCAGCAGACGUGUGGUACAAUAUUAGUCACAUAGCCAUAGGGUUUGGAGAUUUGGACGUAGCCGAACACAGUUUGCAUUUGGCGUUGUCCGUGAAUAGCUCUCACGCUGCAGCUCUCAACAACCUCGCCGUGCUGCAGUGGCAAAAAAACGACACAUCCAAAACCGAAUCGCUGUUGAGCUCGGCCAUAGCAGCCGAAGACCAUCUUUACGAACCGUACUAUAACAAAGCCUUGCUGGCCGAAGAGGAAGGUGAUCACCAAUCGAGUUACGCCAUGGUGAAGAAAUCGCUGGAAAUAUACCCCGACCACUACAACUCCAGAGAAAUUUUGAAUCGGUUGAAAAAAUAUUUUUCUAGUUUUUAAUGCAACGUCAUAUUAUAUUAUGUAAUUUAUUUUUUAUAUAUGAUUUAUAUUAUAGUAACUUAAGUGUACUAAUUAUUGCUCUGUUUAAAUCAUGUUGUUAACUCGGAACACAUAUUAUUAUGAUGAAAUGCAAUACAGCCGUUUUAUUAUAAUAUAAUAUUUAAUAAUAUGUAUAUUUUACAAAAGGCACAAAAUCACCCAUUCCCAACUCCCACAUCGGCUGAAAUAUUCAUACGCAUUGUGUGUUAAAUUGUAAUUUUUUGUAAAAUAAAUAUAUUUAGAUUUUUUUGUACUUGACACAAAACAAGAAAACUUUAAUAAAUCGUAUCGAUUUAA
Molecule: messenger RNA, 2003 nt
Organism: Adelges cooleyi (spruce gall adelgid)
Lineage: Eukaryota; Metazoa; Arthropoda; Insecta; Hemiptera; Adelgidae
Gene: BBS8
Product: tetratricopeptide repeat protein 8
Exons: 8
Coding region: 159-1667 (502 amino acids)
Biological process (GO): non-motile cilium assembly
Cellular component (GO): ciliary basal body; non-motile cilium; BBSome
Molecular function (GO): protein binding
Source: RefSeq, a predicted model, not a curated record